AUGGAGAAUCGAACCCCCACCAAUCAGCUCUCAGAAGAGGCAAGUUCUCAGCUCCAAGAAGGCAUCAAUUUGCUUUUCUCUCGUUGGACUGCACUUCAAAUGGCCGUCCAGAACGAGUGGGGCGGCCGUGAUUCUCGCCAGAGAUCCCAACAGUUCGCCCUCGAUAUUUUCUCUUGCCUUACCCAAUCAAAAGGGAAACUAUAUAUUGAUGAUUUGGAGAAUAUGCUUGAUGAAUUUAUGCUUUCUCUCAACACUGAGAUUGAUGAUGGAAGCAUUGAGGAGAUUGCAGAGAAAAUAAUGUUUAUGCAUGAAGAAUGUUUGGAAGGUAAUUUUAGUUCUAUUGUCCAACUAAAAGAAAUCGCCCCUCCCACAAGUGCUGCUCUUCAAUUCAAACAGGCUGUCAACGAAGACGAUGACAGUAGCAGUGACGAUGAUGAAGAGGAUGUCCCCAGAAAAGAUGAUGCAUCAGAGAUGGUAAUUGAUAAUCCAGAAUCCCAGCCAAGUUUAAGUGAAAAGGACAUGAUGAUUGAUGAGCCAAGGCUUAGUGAGGUGGCUGAAGCAGAGGAUGGAUGGACAGUUGUGGGAUCUAGGCGGAGCAGAGGUAGAAGGAACUAG
Messenger RNA from Ilex paraguariensis (yerba mate), 615 nucleotides. NCBI's taxonomy places the organism in Eukaryota, Viridiplantae, Streptophyta, Magnoliopsida, Aquifoliales, Aquifoliaceae. The record is from the annotation of a GenBank genome assembly.